CACUCCACUCCACCAAAUUACACUUAUCCUCCUAGCACAAAAAAAAAGAAUGAAGGUCCAAAUCCAAUAACUGGACUCUGAAUCUAAACCUUCCCUAGUCAUUAACCUCUCUACCGCUUAAUCAACUCACACACACCGAAAUAUCUUCUCUCAUCUAAUAGCAUUCCAUCCUCACACAUUCUAUCUAAAUUUCCCAAUCCCCUACAAAACACCCCAUCCCCCUCCACUCCACCAAACUACACUUAUCCUCCUUGCUAACACCAAAAAAAAGAAAAAGAAAACAAUGAAGGUCCAACUCCAAUACCUGGUGGCGCUCUCCCUCCUCCUGGCGGCGGCAGAGGCCCUCGUGCAGGACUUCUGCGUCGCGGACCUCAGCCUCCCGCCAACCCCCUCCGGCUACCCCUGCAAGAAAACCGUAACCGAGAAGGACUUCGCCUUCAGCGGCCUGGCCGCCGCCGGCAACACCACCAACAUCAUCAGCGCCGCCGUCACCCCCGCCUUCGACGGCCAGUUCCCCGGCGUGAACGGGCUCGGGAUCUCGAUAGCCCGCCUCGACCUGGCGCCCGGGGGCGUGAUCCCGCUCCACACCCACCCGGGGGGCUCGGAGAUCAUCGUGGUCAUCGAGGGCACGAUAUUCGCGGGCUUCAUCUCCUCCUUCGCGAACACCGUGUACCUCAAGACGCUCAACAAGGGAGACAUAAUGGUGUUCCCGCAGGGGCUUCUGCACUUCCAGUUCAACGCCGGGAAGGGCGCCGCGCUCGCGUUCGUGAGCUUCAGCACGCAGAAUCCGGGGCUGCAGAUCACGGAUUAUGCACUCUUCAAGAACGAUUUGCCCACGGAGCUCGUUGCUAAGACGACCUUCCUUGAUGUCGCGCAGAUCAAGAAGCUCAAGGGCGUACUCGGCGGCACUAAUUAAUUAAAUUGUUUGCAAUUUUCUGCUGUUUCUUUCCUUUUCGUCAUAUGUUAGAUUUGCUUCUCAUGAA
Messenger RNA from Salvia splendens (bonfire salvia), 983 nucleotides. RefSeq names its product auxin-binding protein ABP19a. The coding region runs from base 284 to 916 and encodes 210 amino acids. NCBI's taxonomy places the organism in Eukaryota, Viridiplantae, Streptophyta, Magnoliopsida, Lamiales, Lamiaceae. The record is from RefSeq and is a predicted model, not a curated record. Gene Ontology annotation, molecular function: manganese ion binding. The transcript has a single exon.